Messenger RNA from Plasmodium reichenowi, 2577 nucleotides. RefSeq names its product DnaJ protein, putative. The transcript is spliced from 2 exons. The coding region runs from base 1 to 2577 and encodes 858 amino acids. Lineage: Eukaryota; Apicomplexa; Aconoidasida; Haemosporida; Plasmodiidae. The record is from RefSeq and is a predicted model, not a curated record.
AUGAAAUGCAAAAGAAAUGUUUUUUUUUCUAAAUCAUUAAAAUUUGGACACAUUUCCAUAUUUAUAUUUGGAAUACUAUGUGGUGCAAUAAAUAAAUUAUUUAUAAAUGAUGUAAAUUCCUAUUAUUCAGUUAGUAAUAGUAUAAUAUAUGAAAGACAAUUAAGCGAAAAAGACAACUUAUCAAAUUCACUUCAACAAAAUGGGGAACCUGUAGUUAUAGGACAAUUUUUUUCAUUACCAAAUGAGAAAUCGUUUAUUAUUUCAGAUGAUAUAUUUAUUGAUGAAGAACAAUCAAUUGUGAAUUUUAUUGAUAAUAUAAUUGAAGGUUUAGAACAAUAUAUGUUAUGGAAUAAUUACAUGGUAAUUCCGCAUAUGAAACAGUAUCCACCUGUUUUCAAUAAUGAUAAAGAUAUAGAAUUAAAUAAUAAAGUUGAUAAUUUAGAAAGAAAUGGAGAAGAUAUUAUAACUGGAACGGAAAAAUUGUGGUUAGAAAUAAUGAAAAAUGAAAAAAAUAAAUUUGCUUCAUUAAAGUGUAAACUAUUUAAUCAAUAUAAUAAAUUUAAAAAUAAACAUAAUAUACCAAAAGAACAGUAUGCAAAAGGAUGUAAUUUAUGCAAAAAACUUAUUGAAAUUGGAGAGAAGAAUCUUGAAUUGAAAUUAAAUAGUGUAUUUUAUGAAUGGUAUGAUAAAAAAGUUAUCUGUGUUGAAGAUUUUAGAAGAAAAAUUGAGAGAUGUCGAAUAGCUUGGAAAGCUUUAUCUAACAAAAUUCAAUAUUUAUGCAAUAAAAUUAUAAUUAAUUGUUUAGAUAAAAUUAAAUAUAUAAAUGAAAUGAAAAUAAUGAAAGCAAAAAAAAAAGAUGUAAAAGUGGUAGAAAAGCCCGAAACUAAAAAGAAACAAGAAGAAAAUCUUUCUAUGGUGGAAGGUUUGAAUUGUUUUGAAGAGAAUCAUAAAAUAAUUUGUAUCAAGAAUAAUGAUUUAAUUAUUGGAUGUGAAAAUGUAGAUAACCAAGGAUGUCCUUUAGUAAAUAACAUUAUUAAUAGUUCGUCUAUAAAUUAUUAUGAAAAAAUGAGAGAUGGUUUAUAUCAUGACGAUGAAGAAUAUGAUGCGCUUGUUACAGAUGAUGACUUGAUAUUUGAAAUGUUUGAUGAAAAUAAAGAAGAUGAUAUAAUAGAAGAGUCUGAAAAUAAUGAAUCAGAUGAAGAUGAAUCUAUAAUAGAAGAAUUUGGAGAAGCACAUGAAGCAGUUGCAAUAAGUUCCUCUGAGGUAGUUGAUGAUGAAUUUACAACAAAUGAAGAUAUAGGAUCAGAAGAAAGGUAUUCUUUGGAUAAGGAAGCAAAUAGAUUAUUAUUUAAAAAUGACAUAUAUAACAUUUGGUUUUCUGAUUUAUCAAAUAUGUAUGUCGAUACAACAUACUAUGAUAUAUUAAAGGUACAUCCUACUUCUGAAUUGAGUGAAAUUAAGAGUAGUUAUUAUAAUUUAGCUUUAAAAUAUAAUCCAGAAAGUAAUUUAGGUAAUGAUGAAGCAUUAAGAAAAUUUAGGGAUAUAAAUGAAGCAUAUCAAAUAUUAUCUUUUGACCAAAGAAGGAUGAAUUAUAAUAAAUAUGGAUUAGAUGCUACAAAAGAUAUGUUAUUAAUAGAUCCUUCUAUAUUUUAUGUGAAAAUGUUAAGUAUAGAAAAGUUUUAUGAUUAUAUUGGAACUACGCAAAUAGAAUCAUUUCUAAAAGUAUUAUCUGAAAAAAAUAUAGCUUUGCAUGAAUUAGAACAUAGACUUGAAGACAUUAUGAAUUUGAUGCAUGAGCAACAAGAAGUACGAGAAGUUAAAAUAGCCUUAUAUUUAAGAAAUAAAUUACAGCCAUAUGUAGAUGGAGAUGACCAAUGGAAAAAACAUAUGGAAGAAGAAGUGAAAAAAUUAAAUAAAUCAAUAUUUGGUACUUUUUUUUUAAAAUCGAUAGGAUGGACAUAUACAAAUCUUACUCAAUGUUAUCGGGAAGAGAAUGGACAUUCAUUUGGAGUAAACUUAAAAUUGGCUAACAUGGAAUUCGAAAACAGGAAUAAAAAAAAUCAACUAAAAGUAUCAAAAUCUAUGAGGAACUUCUUGUCUAUAAUUAAGGAAUAUAUACCUCGGAAUGAAAACAUAACUGGUCUUGUUAAAAAGAUAGAAUAUUUGAAGAGCGAAAAUGAUAUUGAAAAUAAUAUAAGCAAUGUUAAUGAAAAAUCUUCUAGUAAUGAUAAUUCAAGUGAUGAUGAAAAUGAAAAUAGUAAUGAAAAUAGUAAAGGUCAUAAGCUACUAAGCGAUAACGAAAAGAGAAAAGUUUUACAUUUUAUGAUAAAGAAUAUGAAAAAUGUAGUUAAGGGUGAUAUUGAACUAACAAUUAGGUAUGCUGCUGAAAAGGUUUUAUUUGAUGAAGAUGUUGAUAAGGAAACACAAUUAAAAAGAGUUGAGGCAUUGGAAAUUUUAGGAAAUAUAAUGAAAACUUGUUCAAAAGAGAAUAAAAAUUGGAAAAACGAUCAGGAAGCUGAUAUUGAAAAUAUUAUUGAAAAAGUAAUAAAUGUUUCAAAAAUGGUUAAUAAUGAAUGA